UUAAACGAAGAAAUGGGCACCUUAGAUGUUUUUUGUACCUUUCUUUUGUGCAUGCACUGGCUUUUCCUUAUUAAAUAAUUGUGUUUUAUUUGUUUUACAGAAGAUUCUUCUCAGGUUUUCUUUGUUUUAGUUUAUGUAAUUUCAAAACAUUCCUUUGGUUCGAUGUCUGCCCCUACAUUUUUAAAAGUGAUUAUUUUUGGUUCGUUAAUUUUUUUUAUUACAUUUUUAAUUUACUGUUCUAGUUCGACACUAUACUCAAUAGAUUUUUUUAAAAGUGGUUGUAACUUUGUGUUGAAAGUUUCAUUAUAUUCUUUUAGAAAGAUUAGUGCGAGCAAAGGAUAAAAAUUGUUUUAGAAAAAAAAAAAAAUCCCAGCAAAUUUGUCCAUGGAAGAUUAUAUUCUGUUGAGCUAUGGCCGAUGAACUAUUAGAUGUGAAUAUGGCGUUUAGGAAUUUGAAAUCCAAAUUUAGAAAGCGAAAGGUGAGUGUGGGGCUUAACUUAGGAAGCAUCACAAAUAUUGCAAAUCUCAGUGUUUGCUUUUUCUUGUGGUGUUCGCCUUAGCGUUAGUGGACCAUUUGCUUCCAAAUAUGCGAUUCUUCUCCGAUUUUCCCUUCCCAUUCUUUUCUCAUAUUCCCUUUUCCAUCUCUACAAAUCUCCCAUUGCUUCUGUCCACCAUUGAAUCAAACCCUUUUCUUCUUUCUCCCAAUGCAUUUCCAUAUCUUCUAGCAUUGUACCCAGACUUCGAAUUCCAGCAACUUCUCAGAUAUGGGGUCGCCUGAACUUACGGAUUGGGUGUUCGAUUACGGUGUGAUUGAGAACAUUCCUGUCCCCGGUGGUGACCUGCCUUCACUGGAUCUUCCCUCUUUCACUUUGCCUUCUUGCGAUUUCACUGCCUCCUUCAGGGAAGACUUUGAUGAGCCACUUGGAAUGGAAGAAGAUGUAAAAGAAUCUAGGUCCAGGAAAAGGAUGAGCUCUGGAUCAUCAAAUGCAUUCGAGUCCAAGGCACGUAAAGAGAAAAUACGGAGGGAUAAACUAAACGACAGGUUUCUGGAAUUGAAUUCCAUCCUCAAUCAUGGAAGGCCUCCCAAAAUUGAUAAGUCUGCUAUUUUGGGUGAUGCAGUUCGAAUGAUUAUACAGCUAAGGGAUGAGGCUCAGAAACUCAAGGAGUCUAAUGAAAGUUCUUUGGAGAAAAUUAAUGAAAUGAAGGCUGAAAAGAAUGAACUACGAGAUGAAAAACAAAGGUUGAAAGAAGCAAAAGAUAGCCUUGAAAAGAAAAUGAAGGGCUUUAAUACACAACCAACCUUCUUGCCUCACCCUCCAGCAAUUCCUGCUGGAUUUUCUUCUCCAAAUCAGAUUGUUGGGGGGAAAUUGGUACCUGUGAUUGGAUAUCCAGGAGUAUCCAUGUGGCAGUUUAUGCCUCCGGGAGCCAUUGAUACAUCGCAAGACCACGUUCUUCGGCCACCAGUCGCCUGAGCCGGAAAAUUCUGUUAACCGGCUUUGCUUCUGUAUGAGAGAAUCCUAUGUUGAUUUUUAUGUAGGCUGACUCAGUUAUAUUGUCUGUUAGAUUCUCAAGAUUGAAUUGGCUGAAUAUCUGUUAUGUUAGAGAAGUUGUUGCUGAUCUAAAUUCAUGGAAGCUCUUAUACAGUAACCACAUUCACCAAUUCUGAAAUCUCAUUUACUUUCUUCA
Messenger RNA from Cucumis sativus (cucumber), 1685 nucleotides. Its product is annotated as transcription factor ILR3. Gene Ontology annotation, molecular function: protein dimerization activity; DNA-binding transcription factor activity. The coding region runs from base 764 to 1471 and encodes 235 amino acids. NCBI's taxonomy places the organism in Eukaryota, Viridiplantae, Streptophyta, Magnoliopsida, Cucurbitales, Cucurbitaceae. The record is from RefSeq and is a predicted model, not a curated record. Gene Ontology annotation, biological process: regulation of DNA-templated transcription; intracellular iron ion homeostasis. The transcript has 5 exons.